Carcharodon carcharias (great white shark) is the source of this 2865-nucleotide messenger RNA. RefSeq names its product BRMS1 like transcriptional repressor a (gene brms1la). The record is from RefSeq and is a predicted model, not a curated record. Lineage: Eukaryota; Metazoa; Chordata; Chondrichthyes; Lamniformes; Lamnidae. Gene Ontology annotation, biological process: negative regulation of transcription by RNA polymerase II. Gene Ontology annotation, molecular function: histone deacetylase binding. The transcript has 11 exons. Gene Ontology annotation, cellular component: Sin3-type complex. Bases 138 to 1196 code for a protein of 352 amino acids.
ACCGAGACAUUCAGCGUUCCCUUCCGUUCCGAUCGAAUAGAGUUUAAAUGCGAUGUUGGGGGCACUGUGAAGCUUUGCUAUAAUUAAACUAAAAAGCGGUGUUUUUCAUUUUGAACUUAUUAUAACUUGCCGCCAAUAUGCCUGUCCAUUCCAGAGAUAAGAAAGAGAACAAUCACGAAGAUAUGGACGUUGACUACCCGGAGAAUGAAGGCAGCAGUUCAGAUGAAGAGGACACGGAGAGUUCCUCCGUCUCGGAAGAUGGGGACAGUUCAGAAAUGGAUGAUGAAGAUUGUGAAAGGAGAAGAACGGAGUGUUUGGAUGAAAUGUCCAAUCUGGAGAAACAGUUUACAGAUCUAAAAGAACAGUUAUACAGGGAAAGAUUAAGUCAAGUGGAAGCAAAACUUGAGGAAGUUAUAGCAGGAAAGGCUCCUGAAUAUUUGGAACCUUUAGCAGCUCUACAAGAGAAUAUGCAAAUUCGAACAAAGGUUGCAGGUGAUUUUCUAAUUACAGGUAUCUAUAGAGAGCUCUGUUUAAAAACUGUAAAGAACCAAUACGAGUGCGAAGUGCAAGCUGCAUUCCAACACUGGGAGAGUGAGAAGCUGCUUCUGUAUGAUACUUUACAAAGUGAACUGGAGGAGAGAAUCCGGCGCCUUGAAGAAGACCGGCACAGCAUUGACAUCACGUCAGAGCUAUGGAAUGAUGAGCUACAGUCCAGAAAAAAUAAGAGAAAAGAUCCAUUUAGCCCAGACAAAAAGAAAAAGCCAGUAGUUGUCUCUGGUCCUUAUGUAGUUUACAUGUUACAAGAUCUUGAUAUACUUGAAGAUUGGACAACAAUUAGAAAACAAUCUGGCAUGCAAGAUUUAGCUGCCAAUGAUUCUCUACAUCUGCUAACAGACUGCAUCCUUUUCAAGGCAAUGGCUACACUUGGACCACAUAGAGUAAAGGCAGAUGCAUCCACCAAGACGGAAAAACAGCUUCACAGUGCCAGAUCAGAAGAUGGCAGAUUAUUUUAUGAUGGGGAGUGGUACAGCCGUGGGCAGACUAUAUGUAUUGACAAGAAAGAUGACUAUCCCAUAAGUGCCACAAUAACAACCAUCAACAAUGAUGAAGUAUGGUUUAAGAGGACAGACAGCAGCAAAUCAAAACUUUACAUUUCUCAACUACAGAAAGGAAAAUAUACCAUCAAACAUAUGUAGCUUCAUAAUGCUUGUCAAGUCUUUUAUUUUUUUGUAUGACUUUUUGUAUUGUCUCUACAACAAAGAAGGUGCUGUGACAUCUGAAUUAUAAUUAGUGAAAUACAAUUAAUUCCAUUUGCAGAAAUAUUUGACCAUUAAACAUGUUCAGUCUUAUCUGGCGAGAAGUUACUUGAGUGAAAUACUUUAUAAAUGUCACUUUCCUAGUUUGCUAUUUUUAUUUUUCUGUGUGUAUUUUGUGUGUAAUGUUUUCACUAAGUAAACCAAUAUUAUUAUGUUUAUCACUCUGUUCACUUAAACUAUUCCCCCUUGAUCUGUUUGUCAAAAUGGGAGGAGAGAUUUUGUCAAUACUGUGACUUCUGCUUCAAGGUACUUGAUUCAAGCAGUGCCUGAGACCAGUAAACUGCCUAUAUAGAGCACGCUUGUACUGCUUCUGAAUUUGAGACCCCCCCCCAGCCAAUGCACAACUCUGCCUUGCUCCUCCUGCUGCAGUUCAUCCAGUGAACAUGAGAUGCCAUCUUAUCCAUAUGAAUGUGAUAUCCAGUGGUGCCAGAUGGAAAAGCUGGUGGUACUUCAAAUUUUUAUUCAAUAAUCUAGACCAUUAUACUGGUGUCGAACAUAGUUGUUGCAGUGGAAUGGAACAAAGCGGUUAGAAUGGAUGUGAAAAUGUUAACAGUAGGCCUAAUGUGUGGAAUGUCAAAUUGUAGAACCAUAUUUGCUUUCACUUUCCGAAUUUCAAGCUUGGCAAACAAAAAUACAGAUGCAUCAUAGUGCUGUCAUCCAAGUGUAUUGAUUAUACCAAGCACUGACUUGUAAGAACAUUCUAAACAAAUGGAGAAUUUUAAAAAGGCACACUUUGUUGAUAAUUACAUUGGUCAUUUGUAUUAUGUUCUUGAACAGUUGUGAUUAUACUUGUAGAAUAUAAUUUGAACAAAUUGGACUGAAUUUGCUGAGCAUGUCCGGUCUCUGUUUUGCGUAAAGGCAGUGAAAUUGAAUUACGUACUUAUUUCUGACUGUGGUUUUGUGUAAACUGAAACUGUUUUUGUUCAAUUGAUGUGCAUUAUAUUCUUGACAAAGUACAAUGAAAACAAAGCUCUGUAAUUCUGGUGAUCAGCUGGAUAGUAAUCUUUCUGAAUAACCUGAUGAAUUUAAAAAGUUUCCUGACAGAUGUGGGAAAUUGGCUACUGCAUAUAAAUGAAAUAGGACAAUUAAAGAUACUGAGAUCUAUUUUAAGUUUUUUUCCCUAUGCCAUAUACUAUCACUUGUGCCAAAAUAAUCCCUGGUAUGGUUACAAAGCCCUGCUUUAAUAUCCAUGCCUUGCUUAUUGAAGGAUAUUACAUUUUCAUGGAUGUGCCUACAAGUAAAAUGAGCAUAAAAUUGUUUCAACCAAAAACGGAACCAUACUUCAAUUAUCACUUCAUUUUCUUUCAGCAUGGUGUGGUCUUGCUGGUUUGAGAACCACCUAGAUAUGGAUUGUCUGGGAGAUUAACUCCUAUAUUAAGAUCUAUCAUGAAUUUAGGGUUUUAUGCAUUUCCUCAAUUUGUGCACAAUGUGAACAAAAAUUAUGAUGUGUUUAUCUUGCAUGAAAAUGGAAUUUUAAAAACUACAAAUGGUCAUGAACAAACUUUGUUAUAUAAAUUAUGUGUACCAUGUUAAUAAAACUCCUUUUUAA